Molecule: messenger RNA, 2051 nt
Organism: Xenia sp. Carnegie-2017
Lineage: Eukaryota; Metazoa; Cnidaria; Anthozoa; Malacalcyonacea; Xeniidae
Product: growth/differentiation factor 8-like
Exons: 2
Coding region: 131-1147 (338 amino acids)
Biological process (GO): SMAD protein signal transduction
Cellular component (GO): extracellular region
Molecular function (GO): growth factor activity; cytokine activity
Source: RefSeq, a predicted model, not a curated record
ACAUGUUAAACUCGAUUGACAGCCAGCCCGAGCCUAUAAAACACCGCGUUAAAGUGGUGUGCGAUCAUUCUAGCUCGAGUGGACCUUAAGUGGUUUUUGGAAAACAUUUCAAAGCGCGAUAAACAUCGACAUGAGUGCGGGACGUUCGAUUCAAGCGAUCACGGCCACUCUACAUCUGCUUCUUCUGCUUGCUGUGGCGACGUGUGGUGUCAGCGCAAUUUGUUGGAGCUGCCUGCCAGAGAAUUUGACCGACGACGAAAUCGACAGGAUACUUGCCGAGGACUUCAAGAAACGAGUGCUUGAAACAAUGGGCCUGACGACGGAACCCGUUCUACCACCAAAUCUCAACCAACCACCACAGGAACUUCUUGAAGAGAUGUAUCCCCAAGAGAGCGACAACAUGGACGACGUAGAAAGCAAUCUGGAGUCGGAAACAGUUCUGCUAAAACCCCGAAAUAAUGACACAAGUGUUGGAGAGAACAUUUCGUUUUUCGAAUACAUCAUGAAGGACAAAAUCGACGGUUAUCGUGUUGAGCAUGCGUCGUUGUGGCUGCACCUGGACAAAGCGACUGAACAUUACGAUGUUUACGAAAAGAUCUCCAACCUUCCGCGACGUCUUAUUUAUGCGUUAAAAUACUCGCGAGAGACCGAUGGAAAAUGGCGAAAACUUAUUUUCCAACCAAGUGAAAUAUGGCGUGAUCAUCCGUGGAGGAAAAUGCGUAUCGAAUUGGAAGGAGUGAAGACGCCAGUUGUCGAGAAGCCGUUUUUACAAGUCAGCCUUAAAAAGAAAUCAAAGCGCAUCCAAAAACGAUCGCAAUCAUCCGAUACCACAACUUUAGACUGUCUUCCAAGCGAUAAAAGCCUCUGCUGCAAGCAUAAGCGAACCAUACAAAUCGCAAAAGUCUGGACUUGGGUUGUCUAUCCCAAAGUGUAUCAGGCGUUCACGUGCUCUGGUACAUGCACUCCACUGCAUCGCAACAACCACACGUGGACACACGUAUCGCAGCAGGCGAACCCACCGCGUGCGCCGUGUUGUGUGCCCACUGCAUUCACAGCCGUCAACGUUUUGACGCCUUCAAAGGACGGCACUGGCUUUGAAAAUAGGCUCAUUAAAGAUUUGCAAGUAAGUAAAUGCGGGUGUAGUUAAUGUCGAUGUGGAAUAUGAGUUAUGUCCUGCGGACGUGUGGUCUGUUAAUCAACGCAUUAAUAGAUAUGACGUAUACUUUAUAAGUUUUCUUGUUGGAUUGGUAGAAAUUAGAACGUUGUUCUACAGUAUUUGAACAAUUUAGAGCGAUUUUCUUUGAUUGGAACGAUUUUGACGCGGACAUAAAUAUCUUUUUUUUUGGCCGCCUAAGACAAUUCACCCAUGAAACGCGAUGGUUGAAAUACACUUUUAUUUGCAUAAGACUGUGCUGAUAAAAAAUAUUGGAUCCGCGACUUCUGGCUGUAUUGGCCAUUUUUUGUGUCGUGCCUUGAAGAGCUUGUGGAAACAACAAAAUUUGUUUAGAAUUGUUUGAAAUUCAAAGCAACAAGUUCUUCUGUUUCCUUCUCUGAGUAUAGUUGUAAAUAAAAAAGUCUCUUUAAAAUGCAGCAUUAUUGCGAAUGGCAAUAGCCAGCAAGACCACGAUCAACAGUAUUGUUUUUACCAUCGCUGAUUUUCUUCAAUGUGGUGAAUUUUUCAUCGGGGGAGAAAGAGAUAUUUAUGCUCCAUAAUUUCUGUCGACGCGUGAGACUAAAAUAACGCUUUUAUAGAUAUUUAGUUGUAGUCUACAACUACCUGAAUUCUUUGGAUGAUAUUUUCUCGUGUAAGAUUUAUAAAAAAUUUAUACGGUUAAACCGUGAAUGAUUUCAAAAGAUGUGGAUGAUAAUUACAAAGAGUGUGCAUGAAAUAUUUCUUGACGAAUACAUACAUGUGAGAAUAAUAAAUAAUUGUUUCGGCGUUCGUUCGCAUGGAAUCUUAUGAAUUGUAAAUGCUAUCAAUAUAUCUAUACAUAUAAAUGUAAUAUGAAUGUAGAAAUGUGAACACUUCUUAAUAAAUUCGCUGUCCUAUA